UAAACUACUACCAGUCUACCACACACGAUCCCCCUCUUCUUCCCCAUCCCUUUCUCGCUCGUCAAGCUUUGCAGAUUUUCUGAGCAAUUACCGUUUCCAACAGACACCGAUUCCGUUUUUCUUCAAUGUUCUAUAGCUGAUUCUCUAUCUCUUUCACAGGGACUAAAUCGUGUUUUCAUUCACCACACUUCACUCAGAAUGAGCAGUUCAAGGGAAAGCUCCCCAGAUUGGUUGCGUUCUUUUCAGGCGCCAUCAUCGCAUUCGCCAUUGGUGCUGUCAUCUGAUUCUGAGUCUUUACAUGAUGGUAGCUCUUCAAAUGAGGAUAAGACUGAUGGUGAAGGGUCAUCUCCAAAGUCGCCCAAACUUCCUAAGGUGAACAAGAACAAGAGUACACCUCUAGCUGCAAGCUCUGCCAGGUCUAGAAAGACAUUAAAAGUGGAGACUCUUGAAAUAGAAGAUCCUACACCACCCAGAAGAAAGAAAUUGGAUAAGCUAAAGGAGAAUGAAGGGAACAGUGAGGAAAAGAAGAUUAUGAUUGAAUCGAACGUUGACAAGCAUAUAGACCAUAAAGAAUCUAUUCAUUCAAUUUGGAAUCUAACAUCAGAUUCUGAGUCAUGCCAUGAUCAUAGCCCAAAAAGAGAAGAUCAUAUUGAUCAGGUGGAAACUUCUCAGCAGCAAAUAUCUCAAAUCCUUGGUGAAGGAGAACGUGGGGAUGGAAUUUCCAUUGGGAAAGAUGGAAAGUCUCCAUCCAAAAAAACUUCAAAAGAAAAGUCUUCGCAAAAACAAAUAGAUACAGAAGGUUGUACACCAGUAAAAGGGAAGAAAAUAAAGGGCAGUGCAAAGGGGAAAGAUAAUGAUGGAGAUGUGGAAGCUGCGGAGGAAGAAACUUUUGAAAAGCUUGUUGAACCAAAUGUUUCCUCCUCAAUGUUGCCUUUGAUGCUUUCUGAGAAAGUUCACCGUACAAAGGCACUUAUUGAGUGUCAAGGUGACUCCAUAGAUCUGAGUGGUGAUAUGGGUGCUGUAGGCCGCAUUAUUAUAUCAGAUGCCCCGUCUGGGGAUAAGGAAAUGUGCUUAGACUUGAAAGGAACAAUAUACAAAACAUCUAUAGUUCCUUGCCGGACGUUUUGUGUUGUUAGCUUCGGACAGUCAGAGGCAAAGAUAGAGGGCAUCAUGAAUGACUUCAUACAGCUGAAGCCACAGUCUAAUGUUUAUGAAGCUGAAACUAUGGUUGAAGGGACAUUGGAUGGUUUCUUCUUUGAUUCGGAUGAGGAAGCUGGCAAGAUGCAAAAAGCUGCUCACCAAACUGAUGAAAAUGAGCAUGCGGAGGAACAGACAAAUGGUAAAUCCAAAGGGAAGGCUGACAAAACAUCAGGUGCUGUAAAGAAAAGAGGUAGAAGUACGGGAGUAAAAUCACAACCGAAGGUAGUAAAGAAGAAAGCUCCGGCCAAGAGGGCAAAGACCAAGAAAUGAGUCAAAGGAACUCACUUUUUUGCUGUAUAUGCCAUGAACCAAAUUAGUCAUCCCUGAAUUAAAAGCACAGAUGCUGAAUCACUUUGCCCCUGAAAGUAGUGAUGAUAGUAGAACAGCUGCAGUUAAGAGUUCUUACCAAACCCUCAGCAGAAGAAUUGAAAGCUAAUGGUCCAGUGAAUGAGUUAUUAUCAAUUCAUUCUUAUUAUGUUCUUUUAUUUUAGGCCUGUUUAGACGAUACAUAUAGUAGUUUCUUUUCCAGUGAAUAUUAUGUUAUCUUCUCUUUGAUUUAUCUGCGUUAGCAGGCUAUUAUUAUCCAAAAGGGUCGGUUUGCAGAAUAUGUCGUAUAGAAUAUUUGAGACAAUGAAAUUGAGGGUUUGUAUAUUUCUGUUUACAUUGGAAAUGGCUAUCUGAUUCAUUCCAAA
This is a messenger RNA of Lotus japonicus, 1892 nucleotides long. RefSeq names its product DNA-binding protein BIN4-like. Gene Ontology annotation, cellular component: nucleus; DNA topoisomerase type II (double strand cut, ATP-hydrolyzing) complex. The record is from RefSeq and is a predicted model, not a curated record. Lineage: Eukaryota; Viridiplantae; Streptophyta; Magnoliopsida; Fabales; Fabaceae. Gene Ontology annotation, biological process: DNA endoreduplication; chromosome organization. The transcript has 13 exons. Bases 199 to 1470 code for a protein of 423 amino acids. Gene Ontology annotation, molecular function: double-stranded DNA binding.